Adineta ricciae is the source of this 861-nucleotide messenger RNA. Lineage: Eukaryota; Metazoa; Rotifera; Eurotatoria; Adinetida; Adinetidae. The record is from the annotation of a GenBank genome assembly.
AUGGUGCGAAAUGAUCGACAAGAGUUUUGCCUAUCGCCAUUACCAGUAGUGAAGAGUAAUCAUGCGAGAAAUAAAAGUUCUCGUAUGUCCGUGUAUGAACGACCGCCAACAGCGAUUGUAUCACUAAAACAAUCUUCGACAGAAGAAAAUCGACGUCUUCUAUUAGAAAAUGAUAUGCUUGAUGCCCAUGGGAAAGGUUUGAGAACAUGCCGCCUGUGGCAAUUAUUAUUAAUACUUAAUGUUACGAUCAUUUUAAUAACUGUUAUCCUUGUUAUUUUACUCCUUUUCAUCAUUGGACCUCUUUCUCCCUAUCAAACAUAUGGUCAGUCGUGUCGUACAGCCCCCUGUAACGUCGCUCAAGGAUUGUUUUGUAGCACAAAUUCCAUUUGUGAAUGCCCAUCACCAAGGUUUUAUUGGUCGUUUAACCAAACUGGCUGUCGAAUUUGUCCAAGUGAUUGGUCAUUUCUCAAUGGAAAAUGUAUCUUUAAGUCCACAUUUUAUUUAAAUUGGACCGACGCGUUUGCUUACUGUACAUCAUUUACUGCUCAACUGUUGACUUUAUCUCCCGCUGAACUUUAUCCGAGUUUAACAUUGGCAGAAAUAAGCAGUUUAGUAACACCGAAUACGAAUUAUUUUAUUGGCUUAUCCGAACAACCGAUUAAUUCUGGUAACUGGAAAUGGGUCGAUGGAAGUUUCUUAUCUUCAUCGUCCAUAAACUUAUUUUGCGCGAAUGGAACGAUAAACCAAUUUGAUUCUCGUCUGCGUACUUAUAUGAAUUGUGGAAUCUAUCGAAUGGAUUCGUGUUUAGCUCGGUCGACAUGUCAACGGGUCGAUAUGAAUUUCAUGUGUGAAAAGGUUUAA